AUGACAUCUAUUCCUGCAUACCCGCAGAAGGCCCAUCACGGCAUCUAUAUCUGCGCACCCGCAGAAGGCCACACACUGGCGUUCAUACCUGCCUACGUGCAGAAGGCCAUCAUGGCACCCAUGCUGUCGCAGUGCAGGCUGUAUACCGACCGGCAUGUGGGUCUUCUCCAAUUGCUCGCUUUCCUUUACUUCCCUUCCUUUCCCCCUUCCUUUGGUCUCUCCUCUUCCACCCUUUUCCUUUCCCCCUUCCUUUCCACUCUUCCUUUUUCACCGUUCUUUCUCCCGGUUUUUAUUAUUCGCAUCGCCAGGCUCCGGUAG
Sparassis crispa is the source of this 318-nucleotide messenger RNA. RefSeq lists its product as hypothetical. The coding region runs from base 1 to 318 and encodes 105 amino acids. The transcript has a single exon. The record is from RefSeq and is a predicted model, not a curated record. NCBI's taxonomy places the organism in Eukaryota, Fungi, Basidiomycota, Agaricomycetes, Polyporales, Sparassidaceae.